UAACCAAUCGCGUGGCAGACAAUCUGAAAUUGUCAGAACUGAUCUCAACAAUAACAAUAAUAAUAAUGGUAAUGAAACUGUUCACGACUCUGCUAAUCAUUAUUAUAAUUAUGCUGUCAUCUUGAACAACACAACUACGACUAGUACUGCUGCUUCAAAAUAAUCUGUGGAAUAUUUUUGUCCUUCUUCUCCUUAUUAUUAUUAUUGUUAUUAUUAAAUCACUGAACUAAAUUUCCCGCCAAAAAUCAAAAUUUAAGCAGUAAAACAAAUCAUUAUGGCUACACAUGAUACACUGCUAACUAAUGCAAACAAUAUCAAUAUUACUGAUCCACAUUCAAUGCUCAAUACUUCUUCAAUCAGUCAAACAAUUGAACAACAUCAAAUGAAUGAUAAAUUGAAUAAUGAAACUCUGAAUCUAAUUAUGAAUGGUACAUGUUCAGUAGCUGCUGCUGCAGCUGUAGCAGCAGCGGCAGCCGCGGCGGCGUCGACUGUUACAUCUUCAGAGUCAUCGGCGGCAUCAUCAUUAUCGUCAUCAUCAGUGGAUGAAUUUCGUCAGCAUAUGAAUCGUAUAUCGUUAAAUCAAUUCAUGACUACUACAGAUGCAUUUACAACAGACAGUAUGAUUCCAUUUAAUUAUAGUAACAAGAGGAAUAAUAGUAAUAAUAAUAAUAAUACGAGUAAUUCAUGGUUUAUGAAGUCAUUGGAUGAUGCAUAUGAUACUACUAAUAACAAUACUACUCACAACAAUACAAGUAGUAGUCUUCUGAAUGCCAAUCAAAUGGAUAUAUUAGACAAUGAAUCUGUACAUAAUAUUACUGAUAAUACUAUGCUAAGUAAUGCAUUUCUUUACUCAUCAUCAAAUCACUUUAUAAACAGUCAUAUGAACAGAUAUACGUCAGAUAGGACUACAGAUAUGGAAGGGAAUGAUCUCAACAACAGUAUUAAUAAUAAUAAUCAUAACAAUAGUAAUAAUAAUGACAGUCGUAAAAACUUUAUUUGUAACGUCGAUGAAACAGAAGCUGACGAAGGAGAAGACGAAGACGGCGACGAGGAGGGGGAGCAGGGGGAAGGAGUGAGGACGGCGGUUCCAAUGACUGUGGAAGAAUUUCAACAAGGCAGAGAAGAACAAGAAGAGGACAGGAGACAAAUGAUGAGUUUACAGACUAACAGGAAUGUAUGUUUAACACAGAAGAAGCGAAGAUAUUCAUCCAACGAUGAUGAUAAUGAUAAUAAUAAUGGAUCUAUAUCACCAAAGAUCGAUAAUCCACCACCACACCUUUCGGCAUCUUCAUUAUCUCAGCAACAUCAUUCUGUCUACAGUCAAUUCUCACGUCAUCACCAGCAUUCAAUGAUGAUGCUUCAUGCUGAAUCACAGAAUGAUGUAAAAAUUAAAGCAGAGGGAGAUUAUGCUGAUGACAAUGAUGAAGGUGACGGCGAUGAAGUCGAUGACCAUGAUGUCAACAGUUGGAAGAAUACCAGACUGCCAAAGCUGGAAAAUGAAAUACGUGAUCAAAAAAUCGAUUUUGAAAGUAUAGAUAAUACAAAAGAUAUGAUAGAUAGUUGUAAUAAUCAAAAAUUUGAGAAUACUAUUACUAGUACUACUAAUAAUAAUAAUACUACUAAUAAUAAUGGUAGUAGUAGUAAUAGUAAUCAUAACGCAAUGAUGUCAUUAUCUCAAUCAUGUCAGGAAAUCGCCUAUUUAAAUCAAGUUAGACAAAGAAAUGAAUAUAAUGAAAGGGAAGUUGGCAAUGCAGAAGGUUUUCAAGAAGACGGAGUCGCUGAGGAUGACGAUAAUGAUGAUGAUGAGGAUGCUGAUGAUGACGGGAAUGUUGAUGAGGUGGAGGGGGAAGAGGGAGAAGAGGAAGAAGAAGAAGAAGAGAUAGACGAAGGAGAAGAGGGUGAUGGGGAUGAUGAUGAUAUAGAGGAUCUCGGUGAAGAUAUUCGACAGCGACAAAGACAACAACAACACCAGCAGCAACAACAACGAGAAAUGCUAUUAGACAAUAAUAAUAACAACAUGAAACAUCCACAAUCGUCUCAUCCUCACCUUCAACAACAACAACAACAACAGCUUAUGGAAAGUGAUUGUUUAAAUCUACUCAAAUAUAAUGGAAGAAAUCAAAUGUUCAAUAUACAGAAUGAUGAUAUGAAUAUAGUUAACACUACUAAUAAUAAUAAUAAUAAUAAUCGAUUAUUAAUGUCACCAACACAUCAACAUCUUCAACAACAACAUCAUCAGCAUCAACACCCCCACCAUCCCCACACACAACAGCAGCAACCACCACCACCACACCACCAACAUCAACAACAACAACACCAUAACAGAUAUAAUAACAACAAUUUAAUGAUGUGUCAAUCAAACAAAAUUAUUGAUCAUAUGGAAAAUAUUAUUGAUUCUUCACGUGGACAUUCCAAAUUGUUAGAUUCAGUUGGUAUGAAUUAUGGAAUUAGAGGAAAAAUUUCUACAGAUUUGGAGUCAGCUGUAAAGUUAAAGUGUGGGCAACUCUUGCCAGUUAUUCAUUUGAAGAGGAAGUUAACAUGA
Messenger RNA from Trichobilharzia szidati, 2542 nucleotides. Lineage: Eukaryota; Metazoa; Platyhelminthes; Trematoda; Strigeidida; Schistosomatidae. The record is from the annotation of a GenBank genome assembly.